AAUAAUAUCUCGAGACACUCUUCACCAGCUGAUUACAGUAGUGCGGACGUGUACAUGAAGUCCUUUUAAUAUUAUUUUUCUGCUGUAAUUUUUAGUCGGAUUUCAUUCAUUCUUGUUUAUUAUAAAGACAGCUUUACAACUAGAGCAAUGACCACCGUUGAGGAACUAAAGCUGCGAAUCCGCGAGUUAGAAAAUGAAUUAAUCAAGUCAAAGCAGAAGCAAAGUGAUGCUGAAAAUCAUCUCAGACCAAAGAUUGAGCAAAUGAGUGCGGAAGUCAUAGAUUCAAAUCCAUACAGUCGUCUGAUGGCUCUGAAACGAAUGGGUAUAGUGCAGGACUAUGAGAAAAUCCGCUCGUAUGCUGUAGCAGUUGUGGGAGUCGGAGGGGUGGGGAGUGUCACCGCAGAAAUGCUCACCAGAUGUGGCAUUGGUAAGUUACUGCUGUUUGACUAUGAUAAGGUGGAGCUGGCCAACAUGAACCGCCUCUUCUUUCAGCCACACCAGGCAGGACUUAGUAAAGUCCAAGCCGCUGAACACACACUUAGGUACAUUAAUCCAGAUGUUGCAUUCGAAACCCACAAUUACAACAUCACCACGAUGGACAACUUCACACAUUUCAUGGACCGCAUAAGUCAUGGUGGUCUUGAGGAGGGGAAGCCUGUAGAUUUGGUGCUGAGUUGUGUUGAUAACUUUGAAGCUCGGAUGGCCAUUAACACAGCAUGUAAUGAGUUGGGUCAGAUCUGGAUGGAGUCGGGUGUCAGUGAGAAUGCCGUUUCUGGACAUAUUCAGCUCAUUAUACCUGGAGAAACUGCCUGUUUUGCUUGUGCUCCUCCCCUCGUGGUGGCUGCGAAUAUUGAUGAGAAGACAUUAAAGAGAGAGGGAGUUUGUGCGGCAAGUCUACCCACCACAAUGGGAGUGGUCGCUGGACUUCUUGUACAGAAUGUCCUCAAGUAUCUGCUGGGCUUUGGUACAGUGAGUUAUUACCUAGGCUAUAAUGCCAUGCAGGACUUCUUUCCCAGCAUGGCAAUGAAAGCCAACCCACAGUGUGAUGACAGACACUGUAGACGACAACAGGAGGAAUUCAAGAUAAAAGAGGCAGAGCGUCCAAAACAGGAAGUGGUACAGGAAGAAGAGGAAGUGGUACACGAGGAUAACGAAUGGGGCAUUGAGGUGGUGUCAGAGGUCUCAGAGGCGGAGCUUCAGGCUGCAUCAGGACCGGUACCAGAUCUACCAGAGGGAAUUACUGUAGCCUACACUAUACCUGAAAAACAGGAUGGAGAAUCGGGGGAAACGGUGGAGGAAACGGAUCAGAGCCUGGAGGAGCUCAUGGCUCAGAUGAGGAAGAUGUAGAGAGAAAUAAACUUAAAUCUCAACCCAUAAACUCUUUCACAGACCCGACAUACCCAUGAUAUUUUGAGCUUACAAAACAAACUACUAUUACUUAUUAUUUUGUACUCGUGUACAUGUAUUAUCAGAGGUGUUAUACAAAACAAGAUCUCUUAUAGUUUUUGAUUGUCUAUCCAAAACCAUCUGGAAUGCUCUUCAGUAUAAAGGUUUCAGUUAGAAACAUUGUCAUGGACAGAUUAAUAAUAAUUUUCUGAAUGGUUAUUUAUUAUUAACUGUGCAGUUAGCAAGAAAUGCAAGUGACCAAUUAUGUUGACACACUUAUAUAUGUUAACAGUCAUCUGUAAGGGCUUACAGACACCCAGAUUGUUUUCAAUCAAAGCAUUUUCACACAUUUCAUCAACUUGUUAAUGACUACUGUAUAGAAUGAUGUAAUGCUUAUUUGAAUAAAUUUAUUACGGUUACAUUACA
Paramisgurnus dabryanus is the source of this 1812-nucleotide messenger RNA. It is a transcript of the gene uba5, whose product is annotated as ubiquitin-like modifier activating enzyme 5. Gene Ontology annotation, cellular component: cytoplasm; cytosol. Gene Ontology annotation, biological process: protein ufmylation. Gene Ontology annotation, molecular function: UFM1 activating enzyme activity. The record is from RefSeq and is a predicted model, not a curated record. NCBI's taxonomy places the organism in Eukaryota, Metazoa, Chordata, Actinopteri, Cypriniformes, Cobitidae.